Molecule: messenger RNA, 1050 nt
Organism: Galeopterus variegatus (Sunda flying lemur)
Lineage: Eukaryota; Metazoa; Chordata; Mammalia; Dermoptera; Cynocephalidae
Gene: DDA1
Product: DET1 and DDB1 associated 1
Exons: 5
Coding region: 133-441 (102 amino acids)
Biological process (GO): positive regulation of proteasomal ubiquitin-dependent protein catabolic process
Cellular component (GO): Cul4-RING E3 ubiquitin ligase complex
Source: RefSeq, a predicted model, not a curated record
GGGGCGGUGGCACCAUCGGUGUGAGCUGUGCCGUGGCUGGAAGUUACUGUGCGGCGGCGGCGGCUCAGAAGGCGGCUGUAGCGGCGGCGGCGGCGGCGUGGGAGGCUGAGGCGACGACGGAGGAUACAGAAGAUGGCAGAUUUUUUGAAAGGAUUGCCUGUCUACAACAAAAGCAAUUUUAGUCGAUUUCAUGCUGACUCUGUGUGCAAAGCCUCGAACCGACGUCCCUCAGUCUACCUGCCCACACGGGAGUACCCGUCUGAACAGAUCAUCGUGACAGAAAAGACAAACAUCCUCCUACGCUAUCUACAUCAGCAAUGGGACAAAAAGAAUGCCGCCAAGAAGAGAGACCAGGAGCAAGUGGAGCUGGAAGGCGAGGGCUCGGCACCCCCCCGCAAGGUGGCACGGACCGACAGCCCAGACAUGCACGAGGACACUUAAGACUCACGCUCCCCCACAGGCGCCUCCUGUCUUGUCUGCUCCUCGAUCGCCUGCCCGCCGUGUGUAAGCGCCCCUGCCCACCUGCCCUCACCCUGCCGUCCGCACCACUCCCAACCUCAUAGGAGCUGAUGUAUUUAUUUUCCUGGAGUUUUUAUUUAUGCUGUAACAUGUAUCGAGUGUUGGUUAAAGGGGACAUCAGGCCCAGUAGUGUGAUGUUGGUAGAUGCUUUUUAAAAUAGCAUUGGCCCUCCUCCUCCCCUGUCCAGUUUCCCCCUUGUGCCCCCCCAGUUCUCCUCCAGAGGACCAGAGUGUAUCUGUGAGGGUCUGAGCCGGGGGCUCUGCUGCAGCCAGGCAGUGGGGGUGGGGCUGGGCCCAGGGUGGCCUGGCUCACCUGCCUGCCUGGAAGGCUGAGCAGCUACCCACUCCCACCCAUCUGCCCAAGUGUUUGAGACUCAGCCUUGUCUUGAGUUCCACUGGGAACUAUUCCAUGCCCAGACUUCACUCAGAGCGCACGCGGGGAUGCGGCCUUCCGGAUCUUUCUCUUAAGUCAUUUCAUCGUGAACUAGUGCGUGCUCCAUGUCCACCCCAAUAAAAGGUCUUUCCUACUCGA